GUACAGACGGUUGGCCUGGAGUGGUGGGAUGUGGCCCCUUUAACUGCGGGGGGCGUGGUUACACGGUGCCCCUUUCAGGGUUGGUGUCCCAACGUCGCCGCUCUCACAGCCCCAUUCAUUCAUCAGUUUUGACCGAGCGCCUGGCCUGCCAGACCUGCCCCAAGGCCCGGCCUGACUUGCUCCCGGGGGCCCACUGACUCACUCUAGGGGGGCCCAUCUGACGUUCCCGGGGUCCGGCCUGACUCGCUUCCGGGGGUCCGCUGACUCGAUCCCGGGGCCCGGCCUGACUUGCCUCCGGGGGCCCACUGACUCACUCUAGGGGGGCCCACCUGACUCGCUCCUGGGGGGCUCGGCCUGACUUGCUGCAGGGGACCCGCUGACGCUCCCGGGGUCUGGCCUGACUCGCUCCAGGGGGCUGGCUUGAUUCGCUCCCUGGGGCCGAGUGCAGUGGCUCCGGGAGCCUGACUCCCGGCUCGCGUAUCCAGUGAACCCCUCGAGGCGAGCUGCCCUUACCCUGUGAGCGGCCGCGCAGGAAAGUGGUUGGGAAGAGGCAGGGUCCCGGUGGAGGAGUCACACCCCCCCUCCGAAAGAUGCGUCGGCCCGAGAGGGACAGCGGCGUCCCAAGUCUGGGCUACCUAGUUUGCGCCCUGCUGGGAUACAGUUGUCCUGCCGAGGGCACGACCCACAAGGGGCGGAAGGGCGGGGCAGCACGUGCAAAUCUUUAGGCGAGGGGCGGAACGACCCCUAGGUAAGGGCGGAGCCAGCCCAGUGACAAAACCUAGGGUAGGCGGGGUUAUACACGCGGAGCGUAGCGGAGGGCAGCCCAAAAGGGCGUGGCCGCACCUGUAAACCUCCUGGACCCGCGAUAGGGCGGGUCCGGGUCCCCGAGGGCGUCGGUCUCCCUGCGGGCGGUGCCCACCGAGCCUGUAAGCCCUUUGGACCGAGGAGGGCCACACACAUGCAUGGGCCGCUCAGGGGCGGUCAGGCUCCCCGAGGACAGCGUGCGCACGGAGCCGCCCGCCAGGCCAGUGACCGGAGGCCCCGCGAGCGCGCGUGCUAGGCUCCUAGGGCGGCGGGAACGGGGCGCGGCCGGUGACUUCCCGGCGAGGCUUCCCCCGCACCCCGCUCCCAUGGCGGCGGCCCCCGCAGCCGAGCCCGCGGCGCCGCCGGCCUGCCGCUUCUUCCUGGAGGGCCGCUGCCGCUUCGGCGCCCGCUGCCGCCAGCCCCACCCGGGGGCGCCGGCGCCAACUCGCCGCGGGGCCGAGGCCGGGGCCGAGGCCGAGGCCAAGAAGCCGCCGCUGCGCACGGCCGCGGCCGUCAUCCAGCGUAUCCGCUGGGACCCGCGCCUCGACCCGGCCGACUUCUCGGUGGGCUACGCCGACCGCUUCCUGGGCGUGCGCGAGGAGCCUUUCGGCGCCUUCUGCUGGGACGAGCCGCUGGCGGCGCUCGGGCCCGGCGUCCUGGCCGUGCCGCAGCACCGGGUGCGCUACUUCCGCUUCCGCGGCCGCAUCGUGUGGGACCGCGCCUCGCGCACCGACCUCGUCUUCGGCUCGGGCUCGGCGGCUGGCCGCGGGCCCACCUUCCUGGACGCGCUGGGCGGCGGGGGCGCGCACGACGGAGGUGAGGCCACACACGACGGCGGCGAGGACGCGCACGACGGGGAAGGCGCCCAUGGCGGCGGGGGCGCGCACAGAGGGGUGGCUGCCGUUCCCGCUGAUAACGGAACCGGGCUGGAGGCCGGGGAGCGGCGCAGGGCCGAAGGCCAGGCUUCCCCGUGGACAGAGCUUGAAAGGGUGUUGAAGCCGGCCGCCACACAGUGGAGCGGCACAGGCGGCCCCGGGAUAACCCCCGCAGGAGGUUUUCCUGAGACGGAAGCAGAGUAGGGUCCGGGUGCCUGGCCCUGGGAAGGCAGAGGGGCCGCUGGAGCCAGGGCCGCGGCGCCUCGCCAACCCCGCCCCACGCAUUUUGUGGCUGUCAUGGUGACUGAUCCCGCGCUGCAGGUGGGGGCGGCCAAGGCCCAGGAAGAGCUGGUUCGAGCCGCACCCUCGUGUGCUGCGUUCAUGGUACCCGCGGGGGCCCUACACCUGACACUAGCCCUCUUGAGGCUGACAGGCCCUGGGGAGGUAGCCGCCGCAGUCGGUGCACUAAGACGCGCGCUCUUGGCCCCAGGAAUUCAGGCACCCCUGCAGCUGAGCUUUAGGAGCCUGCUUCUCCUGGGACAGCAUGUGCUCUGCCCCCCCUCCCCCUCCCCGGAAGAUAUGGCCCAAGUGCUGAGAGAGAGGCUGGAAGCCGAGGGGCUCAAGAGUAGUACAGCCCCUGGGGGGCUACACCCCCACCUCACCCGAGCCAAGGUGCCCCACGGAUCUCAAGUCGGCCUCCCCCACCCUGGGUUCAGCCCCAGGCAGGAGCUGGGGAGCCAGCCCCUAGGGGAAGUCUGGCUGUGCCGCAUAGGCAGGGCAGGGGACACCUACCAGCCCCUGGCUGAGCUGCCCCUGGGAUGACAGUCCCCUCAGACCUCUGCAGGAGACCGCUCUCAACCCCAAAGAACCUGGGAAGACCCAGGCCAAGCAGGAAGGGACAAAGUGCUCUCUCUCUCUCUCUCUCUCUCUCUCUUUAAUUUUGGUUUCUCUCAAGCUUCCAAAUGGUGCUCAGUGAUCCAAGGAAAGAAUGAAGGAAGGAGAAGGGAGGGGAGAGGGAAGGGAGGGAAGCAGAGGAGGAACAUCUGGAAAAAAAGCAGCCUGACAGUCCAGCUGUUUGCAAACUCAUCGCACAUCCUCCAGUUACAUGGCAGAAGGGGGGGGGGCAAAAAGAAAAAGGGGAGGAAGAAAAAUAACUUAAAUAAACACACACAAAAAGAAAA
Messenger RNA from Zalophus californianus (California sea lion), 2860 nucleotides. It is a transcript of the gene LENG9, whose product is annotated as leukocyte receptor cluster member 9. Lineage: Eukaryota; Metazoa; Chordata; Mammalia; Carnivora; Otariidae. Gene Ontology annotation, molecular function: metal ion binding. The record is from RefSeq and is a predicted model, not a curated record.